Linum trigynum is the source of this 751-nucleotide messenger RNA. The record is from the annotation of a GenBank genome assembly. NCBI's taxonomy places the organism in Eukaryota, Viridiplantae, Streptophyta, Magnoliopsida, Malpighiales, Linaceae.
GAACCAAUGGUGCGAGAAAUUUCUUUACCAAAAAAUGCUAUAGAUCCGCCACCAAGCAUUGCUAAUGAGUAUACAAGUAUCAUGUUCUCCGGUGGCCGGACUACCCAGCCACGGUCAGGAAACUUACCGCCUCCGGCAAUGAUUCAACCACCUCUUCAACAAGGCGGUUAUGACAAGAAUAUUACUAACGCGUUCACCACCCAUGUAAAGCAGCCGCCUGUGCAGACAGUUACACUAAAAACUGUCUCAGAGGCUAGAUCAUUCUUGAACAUGAGAGUUGGUGGAGGUUCACUAGCUAUGGAUGUGCUACCACAAGUUUUCCCAACCUCGUUGCCACCGAUGCUUAAACAGUCUGGUGCAUGCAAACCACCAGGGGGCAGGAAGAGGUGCAUGGAAGCCUACCACCUGACAAGUUGAAGAUGAAGAGUCAGGCUGGGGGGCAAGUUGAUGUCAAGAAAGGUGAACAAAAUGGUGUUUCCAACAGAACACCAUAUUUGUUUCAUAAGGAUGGCAUGGGCGGCAUAUCUCCAUCUCCAUGCAGUGGGCAGGGGGGCAUGUCAUCAGACAUGAAGGAUGGAGUGAGUGGCAAGUCUAAGUGGGUGUUGCCUACCCAUGCCAGCUAUAAUUUUCAUAACUUUGACAAUGUGUCAAAGAGUGCACAAGGAGGCAAGGCCCCUUGUAGCAUGCCACCCAUGAAGGGUCGACAAGGGGGCAUAUCAUCAACCACAAACAAUAGAAAGAUACACAUGCC